Molecule: messenger RNA, 1218 nt
Organism: Fomitopsis serialis
Lineage: Eukaryota; Fungi; Basidiomycota; Agaricomycetes; Polyporales; Fomitopsidaceae
Exons: 3
Coding region: 1-1218 (405 amino acids)
Source: RefSeq, a predicted model, not a curated record
AUGCCUCGCGCCCUGCCCGCCGAGCUCACCGACUUCAUCAUCGGGUUUCAUUGGGACGACCCGCUAACCCUGUGGAGCUGCGCGCUGACGUGCCGGACAUGGCGGUCUGCGAGCGAAUACCAUCUCAAUGCUUACCAUGCACUGGACAUCAAAAGCGUCACGGAUCUGACCCUGCUGUCGAAACGUUUCGCUCGGCCCGAAAGCAGGCGGUUCUACCGUGAUAUCAGGGAGAUGAACAUCCUGGAGAGCCAUGAAAGACCCUUUGUACACAUCGUGCCGCUGUGCAUCCCGGGAUCAUUCGUGCCGAGGCUGGACACCCUAAGAAUAUGGUCCUUGAGACGGCAGGGGCUUUCAACUGGCAACCAGUGGCACCGCAGUUUUUUCAGCCUCCUUUCGGCGUACAAAUCGGUGACGUACUUGGCUUUGACCAGCAGUCAAUUCCACAAUGUGGAGGAGCUACGACGGAUCAUCAAAGUGCUUCCAGCACUUGAAGAGAUCGAACUAACGGGUGUAGACUUUCCUCAUCCUCCCCCGAGCCUGGCUACUCGGCUAGAAUUUGGUCGCCCGUUAUCCCAGGAAAACAUGUAUAUGGCUCGUUUCCCUAUCUUCCAACUCAGAGUUCUGCACACCAUCCCGAGCGUGCCUCCUGAUGUCGCAGACCAGUGGUAUCGCCGACUCCAAUUGGAUGUUGAUGGGAAGGAUGACUGGAUACAUCGUUGUCUUCUCCCAAAAGCCGUUUCUGAUACCUCUGCAGACGGCGCUGCGAAUCGGCUAACACACAGCAUGCACCUGGAAGAGGUUGAAUACCAGAUACACGUCGGGAGGGACUACAACGAUCUCUCUUUGACAGUCCAGACCAUCGUGGCCAUGCUGUCUCGAGGCGUAGGCCAAUACGUCAGCAAAUUAUGUGUCUCGGUAUGGUUCCUGAAGGAAGACUUCCUGCCGUAUCCAGACGACUCUAGGAGUGUCGUUCCGCAUCCGCUCUCGCGCGAAGCAGCACUCGUGCGCGGCGCACUGCCGCAGGUACGGAAAGUCAGUCUGGACAUCCGAAAUCUUCGCAUCGGCCCGGGACAGAACGUGCCAACACCUGUUACCAGCGCAGCGGCUAGGAUCAUCCCGCCGUUGUUCCUGCAUUGGGCUACCAGUGGCAGGCUUUCGGUUAGAUAUCCGACGUUCGACGGGCAAGAGGAUAGUCAACCACGCGAAAACACCGACUGA